ACCCGCCAUUAAGAAAAGAUCCCAAUAAUAUUGCUUUCCUUUUCCUGGGUUUUCAGAAUGGAAAUCGACGGGAAUGUGGUCGCUAAAGCUGGAGGAGUCCAGAGAAGGCUCGGAGGGAGCAGAGCCGUCCUCUUUGUAUUCGCAAUGGAAGGACUGGAGAACAUGGCGUUCGUGGCUAAUGCGGUGAGCCUGUUCACCUACUUCUACGGAUACAUGAACUUCAGCAUCACCAAGUCGGCCACCACGCUGACCAACUUCAUGGGCACCGCCUUCUUGCUCUCCCUCUUCGGCGGCUUCCUCUCCGACACCUACCUCUCCAGAUUCACCACCUGCGUCCUCUUCGGCACCUUCGAGAUUCUGGGAUACGGCCUGCUGACGGUGCAAGCCCGCGUCCACCAGCUCCGCCCGACGCCGUGCAACAGCGCGGCGGCCCUGAGCGGCGGGAGCCAGUGCGAGGCCGCGACCGGAGGCCAGUCGGCCAUGCUGUACAUCGGUCUCUACCUGAUCGCCCUGGGGACGAGCGGCGUGAAGGCGGCGCUGCCGUCGCUGGGUGCGGACCAGUUCGACACCAAAAAGAACCCCAAGGACGCGGGGAAGCUGUCGAGCUUCUUCAACUGGUUCCUGUUCAGCCUGACGGUGGGCGCCAUCGUCGGCGUGACGGUGGUGGUGUGGAUCAGCGCCAACGUCGGGUGGGACUGGGGGUUCGGGCUGUGCGGCGUGGCGGUGCUGUCCGCCGUCGUUUUUGUCUCCAUGGGGAAGUCGCUCUACCGGAUGAAUGCGCCGUCCGGCAGCCCCUUUGUUCGGUUUGCCCAGGUGUUUGUGGCGGCAAUCAGAAACUGGAACGUGCCGACUCCGGCGGCAGAGGAUGAGUUGUACGAAAUUAAAGAGAAAGGGAAAGGAGGAAUUAAUGGUGAAAUCCUACAAAGAACUCAUCAAUUCAGAGGUUUUUGGACAAGGCAGCAACAAUAGUAACAACAACCAACGACCUCGAAAGCCCAACAACGGGCCCAAAACCAUGGAGGCUCUGCACAAUGACCCAGGUCGAAGAGACCAAGAUCCUAAUCCGAAUGCUCCCCAUUAUCCUCAGCACGGUCUUCAUGAACACCUGCCUGGCCCAACUCCAGACCUUCACGAUCCAACAAAGCCAGACCAUGGACCGAAACUUCUUGGGCUUCCAAAUCCCGGGGGCCUCAAUCCCCGUCAUCCCUCUCCUCUUCAUGUUCCUCCUCAUCCCUCUCUACGACCGCGUUUUCGUCCCCCUCGCCCGCCGACUCACCGGCAUCCCCACCGGAAUCCGCCACCUCCAGCGCAUCGGGAUCGGCCUCGUCCUCUCCGCCGUCUCCAUGGCCGUCGCCGGAAUCGUCGAGACCAAGAGGAAGCGCGUGGCGGUCGAGCACGGGAUGGUCGAUUCGGUGGCUCCGCUGCCGUACAGCGUUUUCUGGCUAGGGUUUCAGUACGCCAUCUUCGGGGCCGCCGACAUGUUCACGUUGGUCGGGUUGCUGGAAUUCUUCUAUUCGGAGAGCUCCGCCGGGAUGAAGGCGCUCAGCACGGCAAUCUCGUGGACGUCGCUGGCGUUCGGGUACUUUCUGAGCACGGUGGUGGUGGAGGUGGUGAAUAAGGUCAGCGGCGGGUGGCUGGAGAGCAACAAUUUGAAUCGGGAUAAGUUGAAUUACUUUUACUGGUUGUUGGCGGGGUUGAGCGUUGUGAAUUUGGGGGCGUAUUUGUUGUGCGCGUCGUGGUAUAGGUAUAAGGAGGUGGAGGUUGUUGGGGAGGCGGCAGCGCGUGAAGGGGAUGGGAAUGAGAAGCGAGUGGAGGAGACGGUUGUCGUUUAAGGUGUUAAUUAUUAAUUAAUGGGGGAUUUUUUCUUGAGUCCUCUUGAGGUGGGGGAAAUUUUGGAAUGGUACAUGAAAAAUGAAAUUCUAGCUAGGCUCUGGCUAGGCUCUACCAUUUUGGAUAAUAAAAUGGAAUGUGAUUACUUCGAGUAAAUGGAGUUUUUGGG
Messenger RNA from Linum tenue, 1999 nucleotides. Lineage: Eukaryota; Viridiplantae; Streptophyta; Magnoliopsida; Malpighiales; Linaceae. The record is from the annotation of a GenBank genome assembly.